UGUAUUGCUAAUUAACUUAAUUGACAGUUCCAUCUCAUGUAAUCUCAAUGUGAUUAUCAUGACGCAGCCCACUCCAUUGCUGGUGUCCUAUGUGUCCCACUUUUUAGGCACUGAAAUGAUUAUAAGGUGCAAGUGUGGCUAUAAUCUGUAAUAUAUUUAUUGUAUAAAUACUUAUCAGCAGGCACACGUUCUCUCGCUGUUAAGUAUUCUAAUGGAUAAGUCAACAGGUUGAUUUUGGGUGAGUGGGAGGAGCUCUGUAUUGAACGGGGAACAUGCUAGAGUUUUAUUAGAGCGAGGAAUAUGUUGUUGUGUCUAAACAAGUGCCAUGUAGUAACCAGUUUGUCUUCCAGGUCGACUAUAAAUCAUUCUUCUCGUGUUUCUCGGUGAUGUAGGAGGCGAGACGAGUGCGUUGUCGUACGUGGGCUGGUGCAUUGGAAUGAAGCAUUCGGGUCGAGCCUACGUAAACACGGUGAUGAGAAUAUGUACAGUUUCUUGGGAGAGGUACACGAAGCUUGUGCAACAUCGCUUACUGGGACCUCAUGCAGAGAGUCGGUCGGAUGUAUAAUGCAACGAGCGAGUGUGUGGAUGUCUGCACAGAGUCAGCGCUUGCAAACGGCCUGUUUAUAGGACCGCUUAUGAACGACAAGCGAUCGGAUGCCAUCAAGAGAGUGAGAGAUCACAUCGGACGUGGUAUCCAGAUUUUGUGUGAAGACGACAGAGUUUGGAUCUACAAUCAGAGUGACUAUCCGAUUUUUGCUCAGAGCCCGACUCUGGACUACAUGUCGAAGGGCCGACUACCCACAGUCAAGAAAGUCCAACCCGGCUACUCAACUCGAGUCUUCGACUUUGAGAUGUUGGAGAUGCUCAAAUGCGAGAAGACGCCACAGAGUGGAAACAUACCCGACGAUCCGUUCUCAUUCAGAGUUAGCUUCGUGAAAGGCUGGGAACCUAGCUACACGAGACAAUAUCUGAGAAGUUGCCCAUGCUGGAUUAAUUAAGUUGA
Molecule: messenger RNA, 1003 nt
Organism: Corticium candelabrum
Lineage: Eukaryota; Metazoa; Porifera; Homoscleromorpha; Homosclerophorida; Plakinidae
Product: mothers against decapentaplegic homolog 6-like
Biological process (GO): anatomical structure morphogenesis; SMAD protein signal transduction; regulation of transcription by RNA polymerase II
Cellular component (GO): heteromeric SMAD protein complex
Molecular function (GO): transcription regulator inhibitor activity; I-SMAD binding
Source: RefSeq, a predicted model, not a curated record